AUGGAGCCGUCGCCUACACAUCCCAAACCAGAAACCCUGUUCUCCCUCGAGAAGUCUCCAGACACGCAAGACAUUGAGGAGGGCACAGUGCACCAAUAUGGUCAACCAGCGCCAUCUGUCGACCAAGCGUUGGAGUCCAAGCUUCGAUGGAAGAUGGAUCUUCGUAUACUUCCCACGGUUACAAUUAUCUACUUGCUUUGCUUUAUUGAUCGCGCAAACAUUGGUGAGUAUAUCAAGACACCUACUCUCGAGCAUAUCUCUCAUAACUCUGCAGGCAAUGCCAAGAUCGCAGGUCUAGAGGCCGACCUGAAGAUGCAGGGUUACGACUUUAACGUUUCUCUCUCCAUCUUUUACAUCUCCUACAUCUUGUUUGAGAUCCCUCUGAAUCUCCUGUGCAAGCGGAUAGGGCCGGGCUGGUUUAUACCUGCAUGCUGUGUCGGCUUUGGUAUCUGCACCACCUGCACGGCCUUCGUCCAUGACUUCUCGACUCUGUGCGGGCUCCGGUUCUUACUUGGCGUCUUCGAAGCGGCCAUGCUACCGGCGAACGUGUACUAUCUCUCGCGUUGGUAUCGACGCAGUGAACUGACCUUUCGGCUUUCGUUCGUCAUCAUCUCGGCGUCCUUGGCGGGUGCAUUUGGGGGUCUGCUUGCCUCUGCCAUUUUGCGUCUUCAAAGCUUCGGCUCCUUGCAUUCUUGGAGGAUGAUCUUUGCGAUUGAAGGUUGGACAGCCCGCGUCUACCCAUAUCUUGAUGAUUAA
Molecule: messenger RNA, 756 nt
Organism: Fusarium odoratissimum NRRL 54006
Lineage: Eukaryota; Fungi; Ascomycota; Sordariomycetes; Hypocreales; Nectriaceae
Exons: 3
Coding region: 1-756 (251 amino acids)
Biological process (GO): transmembrane transport
Cellular component (GO): membrane
Molecular function (GO): transmembrane transporter activity
Source: RefSeq, a predicted model, not a curated record